AUGAAGUAUGCGGAGAUCAUCAUAGGGCCUCCUGGAAGCGGGAAGUCUACCUAUGUCAUGAAUAAAAAGACAUGGCUCUCCCAUAGAAGUCCAUACACAAUAAAUCUUGAUCCGGGGAAUUCCAACUCCAAGGAGUUUGACUAUUCGAUAUGCUCCAUCUCGUCGUCUUCGGUAUAUCAAGAAAAACAUGAUGUUGGGCCUAACAUGUCCACAAAAUGCAUUUUAGAGGAAUUUGUUACUCGUAUCGAUGAGUUCUUCCGGGAGAACAUUGAAGAUACAGACCACUACGUCCUAAUAGAUUUUCCAGGACAGGUGGAAUUUUUUAUAUCCAGCGAUAUUCCCAACAGAAUCAUCAGAUAUCUUAAAAGAAAUGGAUAUUCGGUUGUGGUUUUGAAUCUUAUCGACCUGGUAUUCUUCUCGAACAGUCACUCGCUGGUUUCAUCGUAUCUAAUCUCGACAUUGUGCCUCUGUCUUCUUGAGUCGGCCCAGAUCAACAUCAUCAGCAAAUGCGACAAUUGGAAAAGUCUUGAGAUGGAGUAUCCGUUGGAAGAGAUUGCAUCGUUGGAAUGUCUAGAGGAGAUUCCGAGGAAGAAAAAGUUGUAUAGUGAGAUGAUCUCUUUUGUCCUCAACCAAGGACUGCUACUGUAUGAAAUCCUGGACUAUGACAAUCCAGACUCUGUUCUAAAUCUUCAGGUUGGCAUAGACAGAGCAAGCGGGUUGUUUUUUGAAGACAACUACUUUGACACCGAGAAAAUAACAAGGAUUCCUUCCAGAGAUGAGGUUUUCUCAAAAUACAAAUCCUAA
Molecule: messenger RNA, 804 nt
Organism: Encephalitozoon intestinalis ATCC 50506
Lineage: Eukaryota; Fungi; Microsporidia; Unikaryonidae
Product: putative ATP binding protein
Exons: 1
Coding region: 1-804 (267 amino acids)
Molecular function (GO): GTPase activity
Source: RefSeq, a predicted model, not a curated record